This is a messenger RNA of Rhizoctonia solani, 639 nucleotides long. Its product is annotated as 5-formyltetrahydrofolate cyclo-ligase. Gene Ontology annotation, biological process: tetrahydrofolate interconversion; folic acid-containing compound biosynthetic process. The record is from RefSeq and is a predicted model, not a curated record. The transcript is spliced from 7 exons. Gene Ontology annotation, molecular function: 5-formyltetrahydrofolate cyclo-ligase activity. Bases 1 to 639 code for a protein of 212 amino acids. Gene Ontology annotation, cellular component: mitochondrion. Lineage: Eukaryota; Fungi; Basidiomycota; Agaricomycetes; Cantharellales; Ceratobasidiaceae.
AUGAGCAUUCCUUCCACCGUCAAAGCCCAAAAGGCGGCUCUCCGACAAACCGUUCUUCAUGCUCGCUCCUUGCUCUCGCCCUUGGAGGUUAAAAGCGGCUCCGAGUCGAUUACUAAAAGAUUCGUUGAGACGCAGAACUUUAGAGAAAGCAAGGCGGUGAGUUGCUUUUUGAGCAUGUCAGGAGAGGUAGAUACGGACGGGAUUGUUCGGGAAGUUUUACGAACUGGGAAAACUUUAUACGUGCCUCGAAUGAAUGGCCGAGUCAUUGACAUGCUGCGAGUGUAUGACCUCAGAGACCUUGAUGCACUUCCAUCGGGAAAGUGGGGUAUCCAGGAACCUGAGCCUGUGAAGGAUGGCGAACCAAGACAGGAUGCCAUGCAAGCUGGGGAUCUUGACUUGAUUGUCAUGCCAGGUGUUGCGUUUGACGACAAACUUGCCCGGUUGGGAUAUGGUCGAGGGUACUAUGAUCGGUUUGUAAACACUUAUGCCGAGAAAUUUGGGGCUGCCCGGACACCUAAACUAUUUGGAGUGGCGUUAGAUGCGCAAAUAGUUGGCACUGGGGAGAUCCCUCUCGAGUCUCACGAUAGGAUCCUUGACGCAGUGAUAACGCCUACUGAUGAUUAUGGUCGAAUCCAAUGA